This is a messenger RNA of Synchiropus splendidus (mandarinfish), 1305 nucleotides long. It is a transcript of the gene atp6v1d, whose product is annotated as ATPase H+ transporting V1 subunit D. Lineage: Eukaryota; Metazoa; Chordata; Actinopteri; Syngnathiformes; Callionymidae. The coding region runs from base 185 to 931 and encodes 248 amino acids. Gene Ontology annotation, cellular component: proton-transporting V-type ATPase complex. The record is from RefSeq and is a predicted model, not a curated record. Gene Ontology annotation, molecular function: proton-transporting ATPase activity, rotational mechanism. The transcript has 9 exons.
UCACAUGACACCAGAUCAGCUGAUCACCGCAGACGGAGAGUGCGACAAGAUCACGACCAUCGCUGCAAUAAACCCCGCGCAGAGGACGACAGAGACCCGUCACCGAAGAGCAGCAAAGAGCGCUUAAAAACCCCAUCGACACACGGAUCAUCGAGCGGAGAGUUGAUUCCCAGAGGCAGAGAAGAUGUCGGGGAAGGACCGGAUCGACAUUUUCCCCUCCAGGAUGGCUCAGACCAUCAUGAAGGCCCGGAUGAAAGGGGCCCAGACGGGUCGCAACCUGCUCAAGAAGAAGUCCGACGCUCUGUCCAUGCGUUUCCGUCAGAUCCUGCGCAAGAUCAUUGAAACAAAAACCAAAAUGGGGGAGGUGAUGAGGGAGGCGGCCUUCUCCCUGGCAGAAGCCAAAUUUGCAGCCGGAGACUUCAGCACCACAGUGAUCCAGAACGUCAACAAAGCUCAGGUGAAGGUCCGAGCCAAGAAGGACAACGUGGCAGGCGUGACUCUCCCGGUGUUCGAGCACUACCAGGAGGGCAGCGACAGCUAUGAGCUUACCGGUCUGGCCAGAGGAGGAGAGCAGCUGUCCAGGUUGAAGAGGAACUACGCCCGGGCCGUGGAGCUGCUGGUGGAGUUGGCCUCCCUGCAGACGUCGUUCGUGACUCUGGAUGAAGCCAUCAAGAUCACCAACCGUCGUGUGAACGCCAUCGAGCACGUGAUCAUCCCUCGCAUCGACCGCACGCUCACCUACAUCAUCACGGAGCUGGACGAGAGAGAGAGGGAGGAGUUCUACAGGCUGAAGAAGAUCCAGGAGAAGAAGAAGCAGCUGCGAGAGAAGACGGAGCUGGAGAUCGCCGCCCGGCUGAAGAAGCUGGGGCCCAUCGCUGAGCCGGCCAACAUGCUGACGGAGGAGACGGACGAGGACCUGCUCUUCGAGUGACCCGCCUUGGCCCCUCCCCCGCCGCUGCUCAUAUUUAUUCUGGACCCGCCGGGCCCGGUCAAGUCGGUGUCAUCAGUGAUCAUGAGCCACUGUGAUGUUUGUCAACACAUUCCCCCUCCAUGUUGUGUUUGCACGCCGAGUGUGUGUGUGUGUGUGUGUGUGUGUGUAUCGUGGACGUCUGCUGCUGCUGCUGACAUCAUAUCUGGUGGCCCCGCCCCUUUACUGGAGUGUCAUGGAAGAUGACGUCGAAAUAAAUAUAUCGUCAGUACAGGUGUUGUGCUGUGUCCUUACUACUACUCCAGAUCAGUUUUCAGUUGUUUCAAUCUUUACUAUUUAGACCUUUAGUUUGAAUAUUUUAUCCACCUUUAUUUUCC